UUUGCUGAUGCUCUGUUCUGUUCAUGUCUUGAAUAGUUGAAUUAAAUGAUUUAACAAAUUGGGACUGGAACAGUGGCGGAAGAAGGUAUGUAUCUAUCUUUCAUUGUAGCCAUUGAAAUUAGCAAAAUUGUGAUCCAAGUAAGCCAAUUGGUUUAAGCAUGCCUAACUGAAUAGGGUUUACAUAUACAAGCAAUUCCUUCUUAAAGAUUUAGAAAACGAAACUAUGUCUGUAAAUUCAAACAUCAAUGGCUAAAUGGAUACAAUAGUUCAUCAAUUUCAUACAAGUGAAGACAAAGAAAGUUUCUCUAUGAUCAGGACGCAGAGCCCAUUUUCCGGAUUCUUUUUAUUUGCUACCGCUUUAUCUUGAUCUGUUUUGAGGGAUUUGAUUGUGUGUGGAGCUCUGUUUGGUUAGUGGCUAAGUGAAGGAAUAGGAAAAAUCAAAUCUUGAUUAUGGGUUUUGAUUUAAUUCCGAUCAUAUGUACUAGAGGAAGGGAAAAUAAAUUUAUUUGAGGUUUUUAUGUUUGGAUUUGUAAAUUGCAUGCUCUCCUUUCUGUGAUUCUGCAACAUCUACGGCUACAAGUUUCUCUUGCAUGCAUAAAACAGAGCUGUAGAACUCCUUUUACAACUAAAACGAUUCAGAACAUGAUAUACACUGUUCAAAGGUCAUUAAAAACGGGUGUCUGAAAGUUAUGGAAGUUGGCACAUGUUUUAUUAUAUGGAUCAGUAGUUAAAAGUUAGCAAAGCUAUAUGUUGCAGAUGAGAGUUCAUCAACUUGAACAAGGUUUUUCUGGGUUCAUUUUUCUUGAGAUACCCACAAGAUUUUGAAUUGUUGUCUUGAUUUUGCUUCACCUAAUGAAGUGGCCAUAACAGAUCAACUAACAAACAACCUCCAAGUUAAUUCAUUAAGAGUUGUAUCCUGAUGGCUGGAAUAUGGAACAAAACAAAAAAUGGAGAAAUUAUUUGUUCUUUGGUCGUUGAAUGCCUGAUUUGAAUACCAGAAACUAUACCAUAAUACCAUUCCGCAUUCAGGAUUUCUUGAUAAACCCAUUUGUCUCAUCUCAUUUACAAAAGAAAGAUUAAAGACAUUCAAGAUUUCAGUCAAGGUAUGCAGUUUUGUUUUGUAAUUUUGAUUUUGAUUUUUUUUUUUUGGGCUUAUGGUAUAUAACUAUAUAUUAGUGUUGCAUGUUUAUGUUGCAGCGCCUUUGGCAUUCAGGAAUGAGCUUGAUAAAGCUGGAUGGAAGAUUGCGAGGUCACCUUAGAUUUCUUGCUCAUACAUAUAUUUAUUUUGUCUUUUUCGACGAAUUUAGGCGCUUAAUUGAUGUUGAAUUGAGAAUAUGUUAUUGAUAAAGUUGGAUGAUAACAGACUGAUUCAAACUGUUGGCAUACCGGUUCAAGACAAGAAAGGUUUGAUGCGCCUUACAGCAUGUGUCCCAUCAGACGUGAUUUUCUGAGAAGGGGUUCAGCCAUUGACAAAAUUUUCGGGUGCAGGUUUUUGUUUUAGUGUUAGCAUUUGCAUGGUUGGCGUAUUUUGAAUGGAUGAAACCUUGAAGCAGGUAGGAUGCCCGCUGCAUUGCUCCUUUUAUGCCACUGGAAAAGAAGGGUUUUCAAGGAAUGUUAAGAGGCAUGAAAUUGUUGAGCAGGUUUUGGCCAUUGAGGAGAUAUUCAAGCAUAGGGUGACUAAUGUAGUGUUCAUGGGAAUGAGUGAACCAAUGAUCAACCUCAAGUCUGUACUUGAAGCACACCAGUGCUUGAAUAAGCAAAGUAUAUCAGUUGAGCCUGGAGGUCGGUUUGAGCUUAGUGGUGCACCUCUUGAAACUCUGCAUCAAGUUUGUAUGGAAGUUGAUUCACAGCUCUGUCAGGUUAAAGCAGUUGCAGAGAAAAUGGGAAUUGGAUUUCCUGAAAUUGGUGGUCAGCCGAAAUGGAGCAUUCAAGACAUACCUAUGAUGCCCAGGCGAAGAUAUGAGAUUGCUAAUAAUUACACGGCAAAAGUUGGCUCACUUGGACAUGAUCUGAUAUUCAGGACUUGCACAGUACAGCAUGUUUGUUCUUCUAAAAAGCCGCACUAGGGAAAAGUCUUUUCAGAUUGGACAGGAGGUUACAUCUGAAAUCAUUGAUAUGAGUCCAAUUCCAGUUCCUUUAGAGAUAGAAAAAGUUUAUCAGCCGUGCUUCUUCCUUACCAAGAAGCGGUAUGUUGGUUAAUUACAAUUCCAUGUGAAAGCACUGGACAGAUUGAACUUAUUUUUUAUGCUAAAAGCAUUGAGACAGUUCGCAGGGAUAUAUCAAAACAUGUCUGAGGUACAACUGUAUGUGACUGCUUGAUUUAGUUUUACAAAUAUAGAACUUUCAAUCUACUUUACACAUUUAGGAGGAUUAUGUUCCAUAUUUCAGAAUACUGCAAUCUUUGCAUGCAAGUAAAUAGAAAAGCAAAAGAAUAUCCUCCAUCAAGUGAAAAUGUGGCUGACCUAUUUCUUAGCAAAAACAAUGAAUUCAAUAGACUUGACCAAACGUUUUCUCUCUAUUAACAUUUUGUUAACCUCUCAUACUGUGCACUUCUACACACAAUGGGUUUUCAUCUGAGCAAGCAGAACAUGAAUUUGGAUAUUUGGUUUUCAGUUUCCUAUUCCAGGUCUUCAAAAUGCUUUCUUGAUUGUACAUUACAAUAUGGUAAGCUGUUCUAAGCUUUUGCUGCUUUUCUUCAUUCGCCAGAGUUCAAGUAGUACAGCAAGCCAAGAUAACCUUCAAUGGAGAAGCUUCUUAAUCCAUAUGAUAACGAGUACGUAAUAGUACAUGAUUAAUUCUCAAUAGCUUUUCAUCUUCUUUUUUAUUCUCUCUCUCUCUCUCUUUUUCUAAUUUUUCAUUUAAAGACUAUAUGUGUAAUCACUUGCUAGAACAGUGUAAUUUCUGCAUUAAGCGAUUUUAUUUUUCAAUAUCCUCAAGGCUAAUUUGGCA
Messenger RNA from Rosa rugosa (rugosa rose), 2949 nucleotides. RefSeq names its product glutamate--cysteine ligase A, chloroplastic-like. NCBI's taxonomy places the organism in Eukaryota, Viridiplantae, Streptophyta, Magnoliopsida, Rosales, Rosaceae. The record is from RefSeq and is a predicted model, not a curated record. Gene Ontology annotation, molecular function: glutamate-cysteine ligase activity. The coding region runs from base 1533 to 2066 and encodes 177 amino acids. The transcript is spliced from 7 exons. Gene Ontology annotation, biological process: glutathione biosynthetic process; modified amino acid biosynthetic process.